UGGAGGGGCCGAGCCGGAACCGCUCUCCCUGAUCCGCGCCGCCAUGCACCGCCCGGCAGUGGCCUGCUGCUUAGUGCUGUUGGUCCUGGGACUCUGCGGCGCGCACUCGCGCAACGUGCUGCUGAUAGUUGCGGAUGAUGGAGGUUUCGAGAGCGGUGUGUACAACAACACCGCCAUCAACACCCCUCACCUGGAUGCCCUGGCCCGCCACAGCCUUAUCUUCCGUAAUGCCUUCACAUCUGUCAGCAGCUGUUCCCCCAGCCGUGCCAGCCUCCUCACAGGCCUGCCCCAGCAUCAGAACGGCAUGUACGGGCUGCACCAGGAUGUACACCACUUCAACUCUUUCGACAAGGUACAGAGCCUACCGCUGCUGCUCAGCCAGGCCGGAGUACAUACAGGCAUCAUCGGGAAGAAGCAUGUGGGCCCGGAGACGGUGUAUCCCUUUGACUUCGCAUUCACAGAGGAGAACAGCUCAGUGCUGCAGGUGGGGCGGAACAUCACUAGAAUUAAGCAACUCGUCCGGAAAUUUCUGCAGACUCGGGAUGACAGGCCCUUCUUCCUCUAUGUGGCCUUCCAUGACCCCCACCGCUGUGGGCACUCCCAGCCCCAGUACGGAGCCUUCUGUGAGAAGUUCGGCAACGGGGAGAGUGGCAUGGGGCGCAUUCCAGACUGGACACCCCAGAUCUAUGAUCCUCAGGAUGUGAUGGUGCCCUACUUUGUCCCAGACACGCCGGCAGCCCGAGCUGACCUAGCCGCUCAGUACACCACCAUUGGGCGGAUGGAUCAAGGGAUAGGACUGGUGCUCCAGGAGCUUCGAGGUGCCGGUGUGCUGAAUGACACCCUCAUCAUCUUCACAUCCGACAACGGGAUCCCCUUCCCCAGUGGCAGGACCAACCUGUACUGGCCUGGUACAGCUGAGCCACUGUUGGUGUCCUCCCCAGAGCACCCACAACGCUGGGGCCAAGUCAGCGACGCCUACGUGAGCCUUCUAGACCUCACCCCCACCAUCCUGGACUGGUUCUCCAUUCCAUACCCCAGCUAUGCCAUCUUCGGCUCAAAGACGAUCCAGCUCACAGGCCGUUCCCUCCUGCCGGCGCUGGAGGCGGAGCCCCCUUGGGCCACUGUCUUCAGCAGCCAGAGCCACCACGAGGUCACCAUGUCCUACCCCAUGCGCUCCGUGUACCACCGGAACUUCCGCCUCAUUCACAACCUCAGCUUCAAGAUGCCGUUUCCCAUCGACCAAGAUUUCUACGUCUCGCCGACCUUCCAGGACCUCCUGAACCGCACCGCGGCAGGCCAGCCCACGGGCUGGUACAAGAAUCUCCGCCAUUACUACUACAGGGAACGCUGGGAACUCUAUGACGUCAGCCGGGACCCUCGGGAGACACGGAACCUGGCCGCUGAGCCAGACUUCGCUCAGGUGCUGGAGGUGCUGAAAGCUCAGCUCGUCAAGUGGCAGUGGGAGACGCAUGACCCCUGGGUGUGCGCCCCUGAUGGGGUCCUGGAGGAAAAGCUCACGCCUCAGUGCCGACCUCUUCACAAUGAGCUCUGACGGUGCCCGGGGCACCUGCCAGCCCACCUAGACACGAAGGGAGAGACUUCCAGAGCAGUGGAGGCAGUGCCAGCGGCUGCUCCCUCUACACACCCCUCCGAGCAGGCCCCUCCACCAUAUGGGAUGUCACUCCCGCCUCCUGUGGAGGACACUCAAGCAUGCACUCCCAAGUUGCUGCCGUUCCAAGGACACUGCUGUCCUCAUGUCUGCCUGUCCUGGUUCAGGAGUUGUAGGGGAAUGUGGGCAUGGCAGAACCCCACGUUUUGAUAGGUGAGUUUUGAGAGCUACAGACAGAAGGGGCAGGGUCUGGGGCUUGAAGCCCUCUGCUUCCGGAAACCUGCGGAUGUUUUUAAGCCCCUCGCCCUAAGAGGAUGCCAGGUUUCUGAGUGCCACAUGAGCAGUGGGCAGACCGCACUAACUACUUCAACCAACUUGGCCUGGAGGGAGCAUUCAGUAGGCCUUGAGCUUGCUUUGCCGCUGCCUGCCCCCCGCCUGCCCCGUUCCCCCUUUGAAGUACACGCUUAGCCAGGAUUCAUGCUGGUACUCAGA
Rattus rattus (black rat) is the source of this 2101-nucleotide messenger RNA. It is a transcript of the gene Sgsh, whose product is annotated as N-sulfoglucosamine sulfohydrolase. The transcript is spliced from 8 exons. Gene Ontology annotation, biological process: glycosaminoglycan catabolic process; heparan sulfate proteoglycan catabolic process. The record is from RefSeq and is a predicted model, not a curated record. Lineage: Eukaryota; Metazoa; Chordata; Mammalia; Rodentia; Muridae. Bases 44 to 1552 code for a protein of 502 amino acids. Gene Ontology annotation, molecular function: N-sulfoglucosamine sulfohydrolase activity.